UGUUCCUUGGCUCCCCUUUGUCCCCCCACUCCCCGCCCAGGCCUGGCCUGCCUGCCGGGCCACUCUUCCCUCCCUCCCUCCUCUCAGCCUGGAUGGCAGGAGCCCGAGACCCCGCCUGUGCAGCUGGGUGUGCAGACCCGCCGGUUUAGGAGCACCCCUCAAGCUCAGGGUAAGAAAGUUCACCGUCUGAGGUUCUGACAUCCAUUCUGGGGAAACAAAAGUCACCGUGGAGGCACCAGAUCACCAUGCUCAGCCUCAAGCUGCCCCAACUCCUGCAAGUCCACCAGGUCCCCCGGGUGUUCUGGGAAGACGGCAUCAUGUCUGGCUACCGCCGUCCCACCAGCUCGGCCUUGGACUGUGUGCUCAGCUCCUUCCAGAUGACCAACGAGACGGUCAACAUCUGGACUCAUUUCCUACCCACCUGGUACUUCCUCUGGCGUCUCCUGGCGCUCGCAGGGGGUCCAGGCUUCCGGGCGGAGCCGUACCAUUGGCCGAUACUCAUCUUCCUGGUGCCCGCUUGCCUCUACCCCUUCGCGUCGUGCUGCGCACACACCUUCAGCUCCAUGUCGCCCCGCGCGCGUCACAUCUGCUACUUCCUAGACUACGGCGCACUCAGCUUGUACAGCCUGGGCUGCGCCUUCCCCUAUGCCGCCUACUCCAUGCCGACCUCCUGGCUGCAAGGCCCCCUGCACCAGCUCUUUGUGCCUACCGCCGCACUCAAUUCUUUCCUGUGUACCGGCCUCUCCUGCUACUCCCGGUUCCCCGAGCUAGAAAGCCCUGGGCUCAGUAAGGCCCUCCGCACAGCGGCCUUCGCCUACCCCUUUCUGUUCGACAACCUCCCACUCUUCUAUCGGCUCGGGCUGUGCUGGGGCCGGGGCCAUGAUUGUGGGCAAGACACACUGAGUACCAGUCACGGCUACCACUUCUUCUGUGCGAUGCUCACUGGCUUCCUCUUCACCUCCCACCUCCCUGAGCGGCUGGCACCAGGGCGCUUUGACUACAUCGGCCACAGCCACCAGCUGUUCCACAUCUGUGCCGUGCUGGGCACCCACUUCCAGCUGGAGGCAGUGUUGGCUGAUAUGGCAUCACGGCGAGCCUGGCUGGCCACACAGGAACCAGCAUUGGGCUUAGUGGGCACGCUGGCCACAUUAGGGCUGGUGGUGGCUGGGAACCUCCUCAUCAUCGCCACUUUCACAGCCUCCCUGCUUUGGGCUCCUGGCUCAUGCCCCUUGUUGCAGGGUGGUCUGCCAGAGGAGAGCACCAGGACCAAACAACAGUGAGCCCAUCCCUGACCCUGCCCUGGAGGGAGGCAGAGGCCAGGCCCCAGCAGUGCUGA
Molecule: messenger RNA, 1336 nt
Organism: Orycteropus afer afer
Lineage: Eukaryota; Metazoa; Chordata; Mammalia; Tubulidentata; Orycteropodidae
Gene: PAQR6
Product: progestin and adipoQ receptor family member 6
Cellular component (GO): membrane
Molecular function (GO): signaling receptor activity
Source: RefSeq, a predicted model, not a curated record